CACCCGCAGCUUGGGGGGGUGCGAGGGAGUCCUUCAGACCCCUUCCCACCCCAUGAGCUAGGAGUCUCUCCGAGCUCGGAUUGACUCCCUGGCCCACUUGGCAUCCAUCUGGCAGCUGAAAUCAGCCUGGGGAAAUCUCUGCGCCUGUUCCCCACUCGAGCACUGCUGAGACGGUAGACGAGAGGGUAGAAAUGGAAGGAGAUAUUUCUGGCUGAUCCAGCAGUGGCAGGUGGAGGAGGGCUGUGCCUACAGCGCCGUCUGCUCUCGUUCCCGAAAAAGUGGCUGGGAACAAGGGGUGCCUUCUGCCCACUGGGUUCUUUGGCUUUCAAACCACCCUGGUCUUGCGCAGCGCCAGGCUGCUUUCUGUUUGCUGGGUGACCCCCCCUGCCUUUGCGAAGGCUGAGGAGAAGGACAGGCAGCGGCCAACGUGAGCAAAUCGGCGGAGAGCGGGAGGAGGUUGGGGUUGCGCUAUCGUCAAAGCAAUCCGGCGGAGGGAGGCUUUCCUCCGCCGUCGUGCCUCGGUGCUCUGCGGUGUGCUGAGAUUCUUCACUCCUCCCAAAACCAGAUGAUGUUUCCUUUGUGGCGCUGGCCGGUCUCCUGGCUCUUGCCCAGGGGCGGCUUUCACUUCUGUUAUCCCCGCGGAGCCGGGGUAUCCCACUGUCCCCGCCGGUUUCUAAUCCGGCCGGUGUGAUCCGGGCAGGAUUGCUGGUUCAGGUCAGUCAUGUGGUGGGCUCUGCUGCCCCGAGUUGGGCAGGGGGGCAGGCAGCGCUCGGCAGGACCCGGAGGGUUUUGGGAAACCCGCUUUUGGCAGCGGAGGUGAGAGUUUUACAUGGGCAGACUGAUAAAGGCCGUGGUGUUUAUGUAGCACGGCUGAAUUUCUCCAAGGCCUGUGACUUCGUGCCGCCUGACGCACUGAUUAAAAAGCUGCAUUAGGAUGAAUUAGCAGGGCGUAUUUGAGCCAAUUUUAAUCCUCUGACGGGCCGUGAAAGGCAGCUGUUUGCGGGGAGAUAGCAGCGAGCAGGGGCCCUGGGGACAGGCUCUCGCUCCGCUGCUCCUUUUCCAGACGGGGUCUGCAAAGCCGGCUGGUGACGUUUGAGGUGACAGAUCACGUCGUAGGGAAGGAGAGCGGGGGGGUUACAUGGCUGGCUCAGGAUCCGAGUCUCGGACGCCUGCCCUGGUUUUCGAGCAUGUCAACAACACAGACUUCAAGCAAUUGUACCAGACGCUAUCUGAUUUUGACAUACGGUUCUACAUGUAUGAAAUCCUAAAGGCGCUGGACUACUGUCACAGUAUGGGGGUCAUGCAUCGAGACGUCAAGCCACACAACGUCAUGAUUGACCACGAGCACAGAAAGCUGCGCCUGAUCGACUGGGGGCUGGCGGAAUUCUACCACCCCGGCCAGGAGUACAACGUGCGGGUGGCUUCGCGGUACUUCAAGGGACCGGAGCUCUUGGUAGAUUACCAGAUGUACGACUACAGCUUAGACAUGUGGAGUUUAGGCUGCAUGCUGGCCAGCAUGAUCUUCCGGAAAGAGCCUUUCUUCCACGGUCACGACAACUACGAUCAACUCGUGCGCAUCGCGAAAGUGCUGGGGACGGAGGACCUGUACGACUACAUCGACAAGUACAACAUCGAGCUCGAUCCCCGCUUCAACGACAUCCUCGGCAGACACUCGCGGAAGCGGUGGGAGCGCUUCGUCCACAGCGAGAACCAGCACCUCGUGAGCACAGAGGCGCUCGAUUUCUUGGACAAGCUGCUGCGCUACGACCACCAGACACGACUCACUGCCCGGGACGCCAUGGAGCACCCGUACUUCUAUCCCAUAGCGAAAGACCCAGCCAGGAUCGGCACCUCGGCUGGACUCUCGGCCAGUAACACGCCUGUCAGCUCCUCCAGUAUGUUGGCAGGUAUUACCUCGAUGUCCGCGUCCCAGCCCAUCGGCAGCCUGGCUGCGUCGCCCGUCAUCUCCUCUCCCAAUGCUUUGGGCUCGCCGGUCCCCGCCGCAGCUGGCGUGCAACCCUGAACUCACCUCUCAACCGCCGGCUUUCCGCAGCGCCGAGGCCGGUGCCGUGCCUGCCUUCUGCCCUCCUGCCUGACCCGCCAGAGCCAUGGGCUCCAGCCGGCAGCCCCUGCCCAGAGGCAGAAACAGG
Messenger RNA from Haliaeetus leucocephalus (bald eagle), 2150 nucleotides. Its product is annotated as casein kinase II subunit alpha-like. Bases 1139 to 2023 code for a protein of 294 amino acids. Lineage: Eukaryota; Metazoa; Chordata; Aves; Accipitriformes; Accipitridae. Gene Ontology annotation, biological process: protein phosphorylation. Gene Ontology annotation, cellular component: nucleus; cytosol; protein kinase CK2 complex. The record is from RefSeq and is a predicted model, not a curated record. Gene Ontology annotation, molecular function: protein serine/threonine kinase activity; ATP binding. The transcript has 10 exons.